GCAGGCAGGGAAGCCAUUGCCUGUUUAAUAGUUGCUGUUGCAGCACUUCCGCUUCUCUCCCAGCGAGAGAGACACGAGUGGCCAGGCCCAGCCGCACCGAGGAGGAGCAGCCAGACACAAAGGGAGAGGUUUGGGGUCCGUAGUGGGGGUAGCUAUGUCGGAUGACGAUUCGAGGGCUAGCACCAGUUCUUCCUCAUCUUCAUCCUCCAACCAACAGACCGAGAAAGAGACAAACACACCUAAGAAGAAGGAAAGUAAAGUCAGCAUGAGUAAAAACUCCAAGCUCCUCUCCACCAGUGCCAAGAGGAUUCAGAAGGAGUUGGCUGACAUCACCUUAGAUCCACCUCCCAACUGCAGUGCUGGCCCCAAAGGUGAUAAUAUCUAUGAAUGGAGAUCAACUAUUUUAGGACCUCCAGGUUCAGUAUAUGAAGGUGGAGUUUUCUUCCUUGACAUCACAUUUACACCAGAAUAUCCCUUCAAGCCUCCAAAGGUUACCUUUCGAACAAGAAUCUAUCACUGUAACAUUAACAGCCAAGGAGUGAUCUGCCUGGACAUCUUAAAAGACAACUGGAGUCCAGCAUUAACCAUUUCUAAAGUUCUCCUCUCCAUCUGCUCACUUCUCACAGACUGCAACCCUGCUGACCCGCUGGUUGGAAGUAUUGCUACUCAGUACAUGACUAACAGAGCAGAGCAUGACAGAAUGGCCAGACAGUGGACCAAGAGAUACGCUACAUAAACUGGAUUUUUGUCAAAACCUUGCAUUGAAUUAUCUGUGAUGGAAAGAGCUGCUUAUGAUUUUGAGGGGGUGGGACAGGGAAGGGGAGAAAGUGAUAAAGAGUAGGGUAUUUCUAUAACAGAUUUUAUUCAGUCUUUUAUUUCCUAAGAUUUUGUUGUUGUAACUUAAGGUAUCUUGCUACAGUAGACAGCUAGAAUGGGGAAUAGCAUAUUUUAAGACUGUCAUUAGUUCAGCAAUAGUAGCUCUGAUAAUAGCACCAAGAAGAAUGUAAACUACUCUGACAAUUGGAGGGGGGUGGGAAAGGGUGUUUGGUUAUGUGUGAUAGCUAAAAGAUUAAAACAGCUUAAUUUUGUACAGGUACAUAUAUUUGGCAUUUAUGUAAAAUUCUUUCAAGAAGACUCGCUAUGUGUGUCAGGGGGUUUUUAAGUUUGAUUUUUAUUUUGUAAAAAGAUGUUGGGAAUAUUUUUCCCCCAUGGGAGGUGGGAGAGUUUGGUAUUUAACAGAUCCUUUUAAAAGACUGCCAUCUCAUCAAUAUGAAAUAUUGAGGUGUGGGCUAUAUGCUGCCUCACCUAGAAUAGGUGAAAUAGUUUAUGUAUUCAUUUUUCUAUGCCAAGUUACCUUUGUGAAAACGAAGGAUUGAAUUGGGUCUUAGGGCAACCUGUAGUGAAAUACCUUAAGCUGUUUAACUGUAAGGCGUGGAAUAGGAGUCACUCAGUGGAUUGGUUGUAUGUUGUGGGCUGACUAAGCCUGCAUUUGUUACUGUGCUAAUAAAAAUAUGUACAAAAAAAUCCGC
Messenger RNA from Varanus komodoensis (Komodo dragon), 1529 nucleotides. RefSeq names its product ubiquitin-conjugating enzyme E2 E1. The coding region runs from base 155 to 736 and encodes 193 amino acids. The record is from RefSeq and is a predicted model, not a curated record. The transcript has 6 exons. NCBI's taxonomy places the organism in Eukaryota, Metazoa, Chordata, Lepidosauria, Squamata, Varanidae. Gene Ontology annotation, biological process: protein polyubiquitination. Gene Ontology annotation, cellular component: nucleus. Gene Ontology annotation, molecular function: ubiquitin conjugating enzyme activity.